This is a messenger RNA of Melampsora larici-populina 98AG31, 1201 nucleotides long. RefSeq lists its product as uncharacterized. Bases 694 to 1065 code for a protein of 123 amino acids. The record is from RefSeq and is a predicted model, not a curated record. Lineage: Eukaryota; Fungi; Basidiomycota; Pucciniomycetes; Pucciniales; Melampsoraceae. The transcript is spliced from 6 exons.
CCUGAUUAUCUCCGAGAGCAUCCAAAGGAUUUAAAACUAAGAAGAUCCUUUGGCUCUUGGUUGUAACGAUGACGAAAAUAAUUCCCGAUCCUGGCACGAAGUGUCACCAAGUUUCUCGAAGUAUACGUGGGUUCAGUCUAACACGACCACUGGGUGCUGUGCCCUGCUGUCCGUUUUCCUCUAUAUCCGAAUCGCCAGCCUGCGGAUCGUUCGUGCUGAGUUCAGGAGGUGUCAUCUGCAAGAAGAAGAAGUUGGUGGUUAUGUGGCAAGACUACCUCGACGUUGGCCGGACCAAGGCUAGGACUCAUAUUCAGUCGAUGAACUUUGUUCAAAGAUCAGGAUUGUUCAUUAGAACAAUCUGAAGAGUUUGGUCUCUUCAGAUAUUGUGUAGUGUCUAAACUACGGAAGGUUUGGGAAUGUAUAGUUCAUUUAUCCGAGCGAGUCUCAUCGGGCUCCUGCUCGCCCACCAAAACUACACGAUAAUACGCAAGUCCCUCUCCAGGGCACCGAGCUUGUGAAGAACCUUCGAGCUCCGUACUGGAUAGUCCGUACAUAGAUAGUCCUAGUAUCCACUCAUCUCAUCUUACACAAAUUCACUCGGCUCAACCUAGCUGUUCUCGAUCGUCUGGAAGUUAUCUUUAUCAGGGCCAUCGACCUGAAAGCUUUAUUCUGAGGGAUGGCGAUGAUGGUUUGAUGCUCGAAUGGCGGGCACGUCAGCGUACUUUUGAUGGAGCAUAUCUUAGAACUUCUCUCACUUGCUCAAUAUGUGCUUUGUUCAUCUUGAAAUUAUCUUCUAGAAAGUUUGAUAAAAUUGGAUUACUCUAUGCUUUAUUAUCUCUUUCACUUUUGUUCAUAAUUCAUAUAAGAAGAAAAAGAUUAAACCACGAUCUUUCAGAUAAAUAUCUUAUAAAUCAAACAUCAGAAAAUGAAGAUGAGGAACCAUUACAAAAGAAAUGGGGACGUGAGUUUCGUACUGCAGGUGAUAUAAUUUUAAUUCUUUCUUUAAUUGUGUUGGUGAUCCAAUUCUCUAUAAUCUACAUUAUUCUUUUCGUUCAAGAUUCUUGAUUUCUUUAUUCUCUUUUCCAAGAAAGCAAUCCAUUUUUCCUAUUCUUGCUUUCCUUUGAUUUCACUUGCCUCGAUUAUAUAGUUUUAACUUUGUACUCGUAUCCCAAAGUAGAUUCAAAACUGAUAGUUUUCCCUU